CUCUUUAUCACAAACUCAAGGUGACAGCAAGGGGAGAUUCAAGGAGAAUUCACUUGCCAACCAGCCUUUGCUGACACAAACACUGAUGCAACCAUUGACAAUAACUGGACCAUCAAGACUCCCAGAUGGAAUUUCCAAAAACUUGGAAAAAUGUCCUUAUUCCACAAAUGAUGCUGCUGAGUACUUAUUAGCUAAAGCUGCGAUUUCCAAAAUCAACAGAGGCCUUGAUAGUCUUCCACCACUGCAACCACUACAUUUUGCUCCUCAUUGGGGAAAUCCGAUUAAUGUUUGCUCCGGCGAGAAACGUGAUGCGACAAUCACAUCAGUUCCAUCAAGUACCAUCACGAACCCCACAUUCAAAUCAUCAUCCAGCAGAACGAAACUGAUGGCUGUACAAGGACACAAUGGACAAAUCAAACCAUACUCGUAUUUUUCAUCAUCCCCGUCGAGAAUGUUGAUGAUUCGGCGUUUGUACGGGAUGUCGCACAAUGUUCGCAACAUCGGUAUUACAGAGCUGUGGCAGCGACAUCUGUACGACGAUGGCGACUGCUGCAUCUGCGGUUUUUCAGCCUGCGACUAUUUCAAGAAGGCCCAUUACUUCACCGGGAACUUUGGGGAGCCCCACUGCUCAAAAUUCACAGCUGACGCUGAUGACUGUUGCGCAUAUUAUUCAGCAAUUCGCGACGCAGAAAAUCAAGCUCCAACUGAUAAGACGUCCAAUAGACAAGCCAUGAUGAAAAUUCAAAUGAAGCUCUUGAUGCUCCGCCAACUCCCCAAGAGUUAUUCGCACUACGAUGCAGCCCACUGCGAAGUCAGCCACCCGUUGCAAAGAGGCCCUGUGCCCCAUCAACAGCACAUGAUCCCCAUGAUGGGGUUCCCUACUCAGCAUUUCCAGUGCUGGUCAUCUCCGAUGAUAGAGCAUCAAAUCCCAAUGAAUCCCGGGUUUUCAAGGCUGGAACCUUCUGAAACCUUCAGGUGCGGUUCAACCAAGCCACCCGGAGGACGAUCAUUUCCAACCACACGUUUCUUCAAUGCGCAAGAUAACGGCGAUUACGAGCGAUUCACGUGGGAGAACGUUUCCUCAGCGCAAAUGCACGAAAUCCUUCGUCAUCAGCAUCACGAGGAAUGUAGUGAUCCUGGGAUUCCCGCGUCCACCAACUUCAUGCCUCCAUUUGCAGAAAACUUUCGAUACUUUGACCCACGCUCUGCUGACUUGUUCGACGUGUCCUUCUCCAGCAUUAUUCCCGAAGACUACAGGACGGAGCAUUUUGCGUUUUUCCAUCCCUACGACAGCAUGCACGAUUAUCUGCAGCAGCAAGAGCAGAAUGAAAAUGACAUCGCUUUCUCUGCAGAAAUGAAAAAUUAGAAAACCAACUUUGCAUGGGCGAGUUUUCGAACAAACGAGACAUCAGCGUUUCGUAUAUAGACAAAUACUGCACGAUACGCAGGACAGGGUGGUACAGAAGAAAGCCCUGGAACAGUGUUCCCAAACCCGUUUUUCGGCACUCAAACCGAAGAAAAAAAAAGCCUAGACAUUAUUUUCUGGACUGGCGAAUUUCCACAACACUUCUCGCGUGCUGGCAGAGUUCCAUAACAUUCUUGCAGACCAGCAGAACUUUUUAAAAACAUGCUAGGAAGUUCUCCCACAUGAACUCCUAUUGCAAAAAUUAAGACAAGAAUCAUUGAAGCAGUUUCAUUGGAAUGUGUUCAAU
Molecule: messenger RNA, 1712 nt
Organism: Notodromas monacha
Lineage: Eukaryota; Metazoa; Arthropoda; Ostracoda; Podocopida; Cyprididae
Source: the annotation of a GenBank genome assembly